This is a messenger RNA of Tribolium castaneum (red flour beetle), 520 nucleotides long. It is a transcript of the gene Pdrg1, whose product is annotated as Pdrg1 prefoldin-like subunit. The record is from RefSeq and is a predicted model, not a curated record. The coding region runs from base 1 to 456 and encodes 151 amino acids. The transcript has 2 exons. NCBI's taxonomy places the organism in Eukaryota, Metazoa, Arthropoda, Insecta, Coleoptera, Tenebrionidae.
AUGAUGGUGGUGGUUAUGGUGUGUAAAGUUACGUCUUGUUGUGAGAAAAUGUCCCAAUUCCAAGACGUGCAAAACCAGAAAUCGUUUCAAUACUUAUACGAGGUGGAAACUCUAGCGCAAGACAUUUUAACUGAAAAAGAAACAAAGUUGGAUUUGUCCAAUUCCAGGAAUAAGUUUAGGGAAGCCCUGAGGGCCCUGGAGGGCACAGAGGACCGAAGGGCUUGGAUGCAGCUCGGUUCAGUUUUUAUUGAACGACCGACUAGUGAAUGUAAGGAGAUUUUAAAAACAGAAAUUGCAAACGCUGAUAAGGAUAUUUUAGAGUUGGAUAAAAAUAUUAAGAGCAAAAUCCAUAAAUUAAGGGAUUUGGAACAUGAACCAAGGUUAGAGGGCUUCACCUUGAAACCCAUUUCCUCGGCAGAGGCUAAAGCGUUACAUAAAGCGUUCGGUGCAGUGUAAAUUAAUUAAGAUUUUGUCAGUCCCAAGUCCACAAUUAAAUAAUUGUAAAUACAAACGUUUCUCA